AUGAUCAGAAAUUUCGAGAAAUACCCUCGAAAGAUAAUCGAUCCGCUAGGAAUGCCAUACGACUACGAUUCAGUCAUGCAUUACCAUAAACUUGCAUUUUCACGAAAUGGUAAACCCACUAUAGUGCCAAAAGACCGUAAUGCCGAAGUUGGACAACGGUAUAAACUUAGUACGAUUGACGCAAAGAAGGUAAACAAACUUUACAAAUGCGGAGAAGAUACCGAAACCACGGAGGCUAGCACCACCACUACCACUGAAGAACCGACUACAGUCACUACUACAACAGAGUCCCCAACAACCACCAAGAGGGAAAGACCUACGAGACCGGGACGAGAGAGGGUGAUUUGA
Messenger RNA from Cylicostephanus goldi, 348 nucleotides. The record is from the annotation of a GenBank genome assembly. NCBI's taxonomy places the organism in Eukaryota, Metazoa, Nematoda, Chromadorea, Rhabditida, Strongylidae.